Hypomesus transpacificus is the source of this 3789-nucleotide messenger RNA. RefSeq names its product par-6 family cell polarity regulator alpha (gene pard6a). Bases 366 to 1598 code for a protein of 410 amino acids. The record is from RefSeq and is a predicted model, not a curated record. Lineage: Eukaryota; Metazoa; Chordata; Actinopteri; Osmeriformes; Osmeridae. Gene Ontology annotation, cellular component: cell cortex; apical plasma membrane; nucleus. Gene Ontology annotation, molecular function: protein kinase C binding. Gene Ontology annotation, biological process: establishment or maintenance of cell polarity; centrosome cycle; regulation of cellular localization. The transcript is spliced from 4 exons.
GGUAGACAUAGAACAUAACUCUGAAGUCGGAUCAAGGACUCUUUCCAAGGAAUUGGUCCCACCUGUCUAGGGUAUCAACAGAAACGAGAACAUCUAAAAGACACAGCAAGUGACCCCACCCCCGCCUCCAAGCGGCAUGCCCAUCUGACGUCAUUGUUAUUGAGGCAACGGUAGCGGCAGCGUAGCUCUGAAGGAACGUUUUCCCACAUAGACCGAUAGGCUACUACUGUACCGGACGGACCCUUCGGAGGCUGUAGUCUACCUGCCGUGAAAACCUGCCACAGGCCCCAUGUUGCUGCGAGCCUACGCGCUGACGAAGGAGUGACAAACGUACCGUUCUAUCCUGUUUCUAGGAAAGCCCGUGGAUGGUUCUAUCCGCGGGAACACAUCGCGCAAACAUGUCAAGAAACCAGAGGACUCCGCUGAAACAUACGGACAAUUUAGUGGAGGUCAAGAGCAAGUUUGAGGCGGAAUACAGGCGUUUCGCCCUGAAGAGGACCGGUUCCGGAGGGUUCCAGGAGUUCUACCGGCUGCUGCAGACGGUACACCGCAUCCCCGGUGUGGAGGUGCUGUUGGGAUACGCCGAUGUACAAGGAGACCUCCUGCCCAUCAACAAUGACGACAACUUCCUGAAGGCCCUGUCCUCAGCCAAUCCGCUGCUCCGAAUCAUCAUCCAGAAGAGAGAUGUGGAUGAGCCAGUGGUCUUUGCCACCAACUCUCUCCAGCGGAGGAGAAAGGGCCUGGCGGGGCUCCGCCCAGCUCAGCAGAAAGCCAAACCGGGACUCCUGAUUGGUCUUCCCCAGGACUUCCGGCAGAUUUCCUCCAUCAUCGACGUGGACAUCCUGCCGGAGACCCACCGCCGUGUGCGUCUGCACAAGCACGGCUCCCACAAGCCCCUGGGCUUCUACAUCCGAGACGGGGUGAGCGUGCGCGUGACGCAGCAGGGCGUGGAGAAGGUUCCGGGCGUGUUCAUCUCCCGGCUGGUGAGGGGCGGGCUGGCGGAGAGCACGGGGCUGCUGGGGGUCAACGACGAGAUCCUGGAGGUCAACGGCAUUGACGUCAGCGGGAAAUCCCUGGACCAAGUGACGGACAUGAUGGUGGCCAACAGCCACAACCUUAUCGUCACCGUCAAACCGGCUAAUCAGAGGAACAAUGUGGUGCAUCGUGGGAGCAAGGCGUCGGCGGCCAACAGCUCCACCGGCUCCGCUGGCUCCUUUGUCUCCCGUGACUCCGCCCCCAGCCCCUCCUCCCAGAGCGUCAGCCACAGUCACUAUAGCAACAGCAACAGCGUCGCCGAGGGCGACAGCGACGAGGACGGCGACCUCAUCAUCGAGAGCGACGGCCUGCCUUCCUACGUGCCACACCCCGUGUCCAAUGGCAACGGUAGCCACGGCGACUUCCCGUCGGCCUCGUCCCCAGGGCACGGGCCCUUCCCCCAGAGCGUGUCGCUGCCCAGUAGCGUGUCGCUGUCGGACAGCAAGGCCUCGCUCAGCUCGCUGACCACGCCCACCCAGAACGGAAGCCCCGCCCCCAGCCCGGCGAGAACCAGUAGCAGUCAAGAGAGCAUGAGAGAGGACGGCAACAUUAUCACCUUGUAACACACGCACUUUGGAUUGCCCUGAAACCCACAAACACCCUGGUAGGAACUAAAACACGCUGGAACACUCUGGUUUUCCCCCCCAAGGCUGGACACAGGCGAUGCUCUGGUGACCUGGUUGGAAGUACGACGUCUCUCUCUCCUUGUGGAGGAGAGAGCCAGUUAUGAUGUCAUCCUCAGUGAUGCCUGGCACUAGUACAAUUAACCAAUUAACCAACCAACCAACCCAGCAGCAGCUGUCUGACACACCAGCAGGCAUCAUGACCUGACUGAAGUACACAUCACACACUGGAACAUCAACAACAUGACAACAGAACACACAGGGCAUUCUCGAUUCCAGGAAGUGGCUGUCACCACACAGGAAGUGCCUUGGGUCUUCCUAUGCACUCAAUUUGUCCAUGCCUAGAUCACAUGACCUGAAUCACCUGACUCCAUCUAAUCCUCGACCUAGAUUGCCUGAGUCACAUGACCUGGGUCUCUCCAGUCACCUGAUCUGGGAGCUUCUGCUGUCUAUUUUUACGUGUGUCUUUUAAAUUUCAAGAAUAUCUUAGAAGACAGGUCGAUUUACUGCACACUAUGAUGUCACUGACUGACUGACCACUAUGCGUGCCCAUUGGUCCAUGAGUUGGCCUUUGACCUUCUGAUAUUUAUGUCAUAUUUUCUUUGGGGUGUGACACCUACUAUGGCCCAGAGAACAAUAAGAGAUCGCAGCAUUAUCAGACUGGUUGUUUCACAGAACUUUCCCAUGCUGUGGUGUUGGUGGCUGUAGUCCCAGUCUUGUCCUCUGACACCCCACACUGUCCUCACUAGCAGUCUGGUCUUGUCGACCGAUAACUCACAGUCCCUCCUCCCCUCCCACUCUUCUCAACCCCUCCUUUCCUCCAGUUCUCAUCCCCUGCUCCUUCCUUCUCCACCAAGUCUCCCGCCAACCUAAUCUCUGCUGAGCGGAAAUAUACAAACACACAAUAGAGGACAGACCUACAGCUCCAGCUCAGGGGUCGUGACCUCUGCCAGACUCAGCUGUUUACAUGCACACUUAUUACUGCUGGGGAUUCUGGGUAAAAAUAAGGAAAUUCCUCUCAUGUUUGGAGAGCCUAGAGCAAUGCACACUGGGACCUUGUUCACACAGACCACUCCUGUCUGUAAAUGUAAACCUGAGGCUGUGUGUGUGUGUGUGGUUGAUACUCUAAAACUACCAAGGGGAUUUUUGUUAGUUCUCCCGGUGUUGAUGUCUGUCUUUCUGUAGAUUCUGUCUGUGUGUGUGUGUGUGUGUGUGCGCGUGUGCGUGAGCGAGGGAAAGAGUGAGUGGGUCUUUUGGUAUGUGUGUGCGUGUGUAUGUGUAGAAACAGAGAAUCACGCCCCCACUGGAUCAAAUAACCCACCACACCAGAGCUAUAUAAUAUGGGGUUUUCAUGGUUGUUGCAGGUCAGGAUGUAUUCUUGUCUGAAUCCAGCUGCAAUAACAGGUGUCGUAACUCACCUCUCCCUGCCAGGGGAGGUAGCUGGCCUGAGAGAGGUCCCCUCCCGCUGGUCAGAGAACCAGACAGCGGAGGAUCCCUUGGUCAUCUGUGGCACAGCAGAGUCAACCAUUCUUUGUGGAAUGACUCUUUUGGGAUGGUGGUCAGAUGUGGGUCCCAAUUAGGGAAGAGCUGAGGUUCCAGUGUCUUCUGAGAGGAGAGAAGUAGCAGAUGGUUCUCUGAGCUGAGAGCUGAUGAACUUUUUCCAUGGGAGAGAGAAACCAUCAUUCGAAGAUUAAAGCGAUGUUCAUGUAUGUUUAACACUCUGCACAUGGACAAAAACAUGGUUCUGCCCUCGAAUCACCUGAGUUCCCAAAAGCCAAUGAUGUAUCAUCUGCUUAUAGACCACUGUCUGUGCACACACACACGCAACCACUGAAGACUGCUGUGUCUGGUCUAGUAUGUAACUAUGUGUAUAUAUAAGUGAUUGAAGAAUAUAAACAAGGGAUUUUUAAUCAAAGGGGAGAGCUUUUGUAAAAGAACAUUUUAUAAAUGUGUAAAAUAUGGAGAAUAUUUUCUUAUUCUUGUACUUUUAUUUGUUAACGAGAGCUUCCUGUUUGACAGGGAAUGUGUAGGAAUCUGACGGGCCUGGCUGUGCUAUACUGUGAAUGUCAUAUAGAGAUAUACUGAUUAUAUAAGAAGACAUAUUAUGAGAAUAAAAUAUUAUGGAAAAGGU